Messenger RNA from Rangifer tarandus platyrhynchus (Svalbard reindeer), 2799 nucleotides. The record is from the annotation of a GenBank genome assembly. NCBI's taxonomy places the organism in Eukaryota, Metazoa, Chordata, Mammalia, Artiodactyla, Cervidae.
AUGUGCGAGAGUUACUCCAGGUCGUUGUUGAGGGUCUCGGUGGCGCAGAUCUGCCAGGCGCUGGGCUGGGACUCGGUGCAACUGAGCGCCUGCCACCUUCUCACUGACGUGCUGCAGCGCUACCUGCAGCAGCUGGGACGGGGCUGCCACCGGUACUCGGAGCUGUAUGGCCGGACAGACCCAAUUUUGGAUGAUGUUGGUGAAGCUUUCCAACUCAUGGGGGUUAGUCUUCACGAACUAGAAGACUACAUCCACAAUAUUGAACCCGUCACUUUUCCACAUCAGAUCCCUUCGUUUCCUGUUAGCAAGAACAACGUUCUUCAGUUUCCUCAACCCGGCAGUAAAGAUGCUGAGGAAAGAAAAGAGUACAUCCCCGAUUACAUGCCACCAAUUGUGUCUUCUCAAGAAGAAGAAGAAGAGGAGCAAGUGCCCACAGAUGGAGGCACGUCAGCAGAAGCCAUGCAGGUUCCCUUGGAAGAAGACGACGAGCUGGAGGAUGAGGAGAUUAUUAAUGAUGAGAACUUCUUGGGUAAGAGACCUCUGGACAGUCCGGAAGCUGAAGAAAUGCCCGCGAUGAAGCGGCCACGCCUGCUGAGCACCAAGGGGGACGCCCUGGACGUGGUGGUACUGGAGGCUCGAGAGCCGCUCAGCUCGCUGAACCCCCAGAAGAUCCCUCCCAUGCUGUCCCCAGUCCACACCCAGGACAGCACGGACCCAGCUCCUCCAUCACCGGAGCCGCCAAUGUUAGCUCCAGUGGCAAAAUCACAGAUGCCAACCGCAAAACCAUUGGAAGCAAAGUCGUUUACACCCAAAACAAAGACUAAAACCAGUUCUCCAGGACAGAAGACGAAAUCACCCAAAAUGAUUCCGUCACCAGCCAUGGUCGGAAGUCCUAUUCGGUCUCCAAAAACCAUAUCCAAAGAAAAGAAAUCUCCUGGACGUUCCAAGAGCCCCAAGAGCCCCAAGAGCCCCAAGGUCAUGACUCACAUUCCCCAAGUACCUGUCAGACCUGACACCCCCAACAGGACUCCUUCAGCCACAAUAAGUGAGAAAAUCAGUAAAGAGGCUGUUCAGGUGAGACAGAUACAAGCACUGCCUGAUGCUGGGCGGCUGAACAACGAGAGUCAGCUCAGAAAGGCGGUCAUCACCGACAAGACCAUCGACGACUCCAUCGACGCCGUGAUCGCUCGGGCUUGCGCGGAACGCGAGCCCGAUCCUUUUGAGUUCUCUUCUGGGUCCGAAUCAGAAGGAGACAUUUUUACCAGCCCUAAGAGAAUUUCAGGUUCAGAAUCUGCUACCCCCAAAGCCUCCACCUCCUCCAAUAAUUUCCCCAAGUCCGGGUCCACCCCUCUGCCUCUUUCAGGCGGAACUUCAAGUUCGGACAAUUCGUGGACAAUGGACGCGUCCAUCGACGAGGUGGUUCGGAAGGCCAAGAUGGGGACCCCUCCCAGCAUGCCCCCCAGCUUCCCUUACAUUUCCUCCCCUUCGGUCUCUCCUCCCACCCCCGAGCCCUCGCACAAGGUGUACGAGGAGAAACCCAAACCACCCGCCUCCUUGGACGUCAAAAAGAAGUUGAAAAAGGAACUGAAGACGAAGAUGAAGAAGAAAGAGAAGCAGCGAGAUAAGGAGAGGGACCGGGACAAAAGCAAGGAGAAAAGCAAAGAGAAGGAGAAAGGGAAGGAGAAGGAGAAAGACAGGGAGGCCAGCAAGGAAGCUAAGUAUCCCUGGAAGGACUUUCUCAAAGACGAAGAGGCCGAUCCCUACAAGUUUAAGAUAAAAGAGUUCGAAGAUGUGGAUCCAAAAGCCAGGUUGAAAGAUGGGAUGGUGAGGAAGGAAAAGGAGAAGCACAAAGACAAGAAAAAAGACCGAGAAAAGGGCAAAAAGGACAAAGAAAAGCGGGACAAAGAGAAAGCGAAAGAGAAAGGCCGAGAGGAGAAGCUGAAGGCCACCCCGGCCCCGCUGGUCCUGCCCCCCAAGGACGUGGCGCUGCCCCUGUUCAGCCCCGCCGCCGCCAUGCGCAUCACGGCCGUGCUGCCCUCCCUGACGCCCGUGCUCCCCGAGAAGCUCUUCGAGGAGAAGGAGAAGCCCAAGGAGAAGGAGAGAAAGAAGGACAAAAAGGAGAAGAAGAAAAAGAAGGAGAAAGAAAAGGAGAAGGAGAAGAAGGAGAAGGAGAGGGAGAAGGAGAAGCGCGAGAGAGAGAAGCGGGAGAAGGAGAAGGAGAGACACAAGCAUGAGAAAAUCAAAGUGGAGCCCGUGGUCCCAGCCCCAAGCCCGGUUAUACCCAGACUGACUCUCAGAGUUGGAGCCGGCCAAGACAAGAUCGUCAUCAGCAAAGUGGUCCCAGCCCCCGAGGCUAAGCCGGCGCCUUCUCUGAACAGACCCAAGACGCCGCCCCCCGGCCCGGCCCCCGGCCCGGUCCCCGUGCACGUCACCCCUGCCCCGGUGCCUUUGCCCCUCCUGGCCCCAGCCAGCGCACCCCUUGCCGGGAUGCCCGCCCCGGCCCCUGCUGCUUCGGGAGCCGCCAGCUCCAAAGCCCCCGUCCGCAGUGUGGUCACAGAGACAGUCAGCACCUACGUGAUCCGAGACGAGUGGGGAAACCAGAUCUGGAUCUGUCCGGGCUGCAACAAGCCCGACGAUGGGAGCCCCAUGAUCGGCUGUGACGAAUGUGACGACUGGUACCACUGGCCCUGCGUGGGCAUCAUGGCCGCGCCCCCGGAAGAGAUGCAGUGGUUCUGCCCCAAGUGCUCCAACAGGAAGAAGGAUAAAAAGCACAAGAAGCGGAAGCACCGGGCGCACUGA